Callithrix jacchus (white-tufted-ear marmoset) is the source of this 5517-nucleotide messenger RNA. It is a transcript of the gene RAB8B, whose product is annotated as RAB8B, member RAS oncogene family. The record is from RefSeq and is a predicted model, not a curated record. Gene Ontology annotation, molecular function: GTP binding; GTPase activity. NCBI's taxonomy places the organism in Eukaryota, Metazoa, Chordata, Mammalia, Primates, Cebidae.
GGUCUGUGUGGUUUGAAGAAAGAGGCACGAGUGAGGUUCGAGUUAGCACGGUAACCAUUCUUUCCCAGCUCUGUGACUGAGGAGCUGCGGGUGGGGGAUUACAGUGGUGCUGGGCAUGGCCUGGGAGAGAAGCUGGAUGAUGCACUCUGCAGAUAACCCGUAGGCUGCGCCACAGCAGCGCCAAGAAAAGAAAGCAUCUCUGCUCCGGGUCUCCGCGGAAGAGAUGCGGGGACUACGGGUUUCUGAUUCUGAGGUCCUGGAUUUACAAGGCGCCCGCACACAAAGAAAUAACAAAGUUCAGUUCCGGCGGCUUGACCAGCAGAGUUCGAAACGAGGUCUCCCUUCCCUGCUCCGGUGGAAACGCCCCCACGCUCUCACCCCGCCCACAGCAGGUCUUUUAUCCACUGGAGCCGCCAGGACAGACCGCGCGGGGCACGCCCGAAGCUCCCCGGAGGAACUACAAGUCCCAUGAAGCCUCGGAGAGCGGGCAGUGAUGACGAAGCCCUCGCAGAUUGGCAGUGCAGGGCGGGGCGCGCAGGCUUUCUCCGAGUGGAGGGGCGGGGAGCGGGGCGGGGCGAGCAGCGGCCGAUUGACGGGCACGCCCCCUCGCCCGCGGCCCCCUCCCGCCUCUCUCCGCCGCCUCCUCAGGCUCCCCGGUCAGAGGGCCGGAGCGAGAAGAUGGCGAAGACGUACGAUUAUCUGUUCAAGCUGCUGCUGAUCGGCGAUUCGGGGGUGGGCAAGACCUGCCUUCUGUUCCGCUUCUCAGAGGACGCCUUUAACACCACCUUCAUCUCCACCAUCGGAAUUGAUUUUAAAAUCAGAACGAUAGAACUAGAUGGAAAGAAAAUUAAGCUUCAGAUAUGGGACACAGCGGGUCAGGAAAGGUUCCGAACAAUCACGACAGCAUACUACAGAGGAGCCAUGGGCAUUAUGCUGGUCUAUGACAUCACAAAUGAAAAAUCCUUUGACAAUAUUAAAAAUUGGAUCAGAAACAUUGAAGAGCAUGCCUCUUCCGAUGUUGAAAGAAUGAUCCUGGGUAACAAAUGUGAUAUGAAUGACAAAAGACAAGUGUCAAAAGAAAGAGGGGAGAAGCUGGCAAUUGACUAUGGGAUUAAAUUCUUGGAGACAAGUGCAAAAUCCAGUACAAAUGUAGAAGAGGCAUUUUUUACACUUGCACGAGAUAUAAUGACAAAACUCAACAGAAAAAUGAAUGACAGCAAUUCAGCAGGAGCAGGUGGACCAGUGAAAAUAACAGAAAACCGAUCAAAGAAGACCAGUUUCUUUCGUUGUUCGCUACUUUGAUGAACUCUUUCUGAGAGACUGCAGCACACCUAGAGGGCCCUUUCCUGCUUCUCUGAAAGCACAGGUCACCCAGCCUCAGAAUCACACCUCCUGGCUGCUGCUGAGAGCACCACUGAGCUUAGACCUCUCGACACAGAAUGCCAAGUGGAUUCCGGCCUCAUGGCCUAGCAAAAGAACAGGCUCCUUUCUUCAAACAUGGAAGCAGUGAAGUGGAGACACAUGCAGGACCUAACUUGUAUUUUCCUUGUUUUAUUACCUGUCGCAGAAGCUGUUACCUUUCUUUUUCACUUUGCACAUCAGCGUUAGUUACCCUUUCCCUAUUUCAGCACAAUCUUAGACUCACAUUUGCACACUUUUGUGUCACGAAGUUCUGGGCAAAUUUGUACAUUUGGUGAUGUUAAAAGCAGAGCAUUUAGAGCAGAGGUUAAUAUACUAAAAUUAAAGGGUGCUUGGUCUGGUUCAUAAGGUCAAAUAUGACUACCUUGGUAGCAUUUAUUUAAGGGCUUUUUCUUGAAGAAAAAUCAUUAAAUUCAUUUUUAAAAUUUACCGAAAUGCCCAUCUAGUCAUCAAAGGCCACAGUUUCUUUAUUUCUUCAGAUCGUUAAGAGCUUUGCCUCAUCCCUGACCUGUUUGCCAGAGUCUGGGUAGCUGAACGAAUCACUUUUUUAAAAUGAUUACCUCUGCCUGAUCUAUAGAAACUGCAUUUGAAAAUAAUCACAAUCUCGUUUUUCCUUGGGGUUUGUAUUUGCUAUUCUUUCUCAUGUCUGACUUACUGUAAUCAUUCAGUUACUUAAAACUGACAGCAUAUUUGAACAUUAUUAUCUGUUUCUAUCUGUGAACUUCUUGAGCUGAAGUUUUAUGCGGGCUGAGAGAUGAACCAUUUAGAGUUUGAGUGCAGCAUCUGACUGCGGUUCUGUCAAUAGGAUAUGUAACAUAUUUUUUCUUAGCUUCAUUCCUUAGCUGACUGGUUUAGUUGUAAUACCAAAUUCCGACCAUAAUCCCUGUCCACAAAAGUUAACAAGAGUUAGGUAGAUGUUAGUUUGCAUAACAAGAUGUUGUAGGUGUUAGUUUAUGGAAAGCUUACCUGUAGAGAGGGAGAUUAACUUGUUGAUACAAACUUAAUAGAGCUAGCUCUUGGUAAUGGUGAAAAUAGUGAUUUUUGGUUGUUUUUAUUUAGGGGGUAUUUUUAGAAAUAAAAGUACUUAGACCUAGUGCCGCCUCUAGGAAAACUCUUUUCAUUAGAGAAAAUAGGACCAAGGUUUCAGUUUUAAAGCAGCUGUUGUUGGAUGUGUAGAACCCAGUUCCACCCGUUCAGUUCAUUGUUACAGAACUUAGUCCAGUCAUUUGGGCUACAGCCAACCACAAGCUUAGUUGCCUUUUUCAACAAACACUGGCACUGGUAUACUUUUUGUAGAUGGAACCAUCGCGAGGUAUUUAGUGUUAACUUACACAGCAAAUUCAGAUCACUAUGUCAUGGCUGUUACUCCAGCCUUCAGUGUCCCAGCACAGCAAGGGAUGAUACAGAGGGGAUGAGGGAAAUGAGUUCUGUUCGUUAUUCUUCCUGGCAUACCUGCUUUGCUUCACGAAGGCUACUAUCAUGCUGGAUAGGAACAGGAGAUGGAAACAGAAAGGGAUUGCUUCUUACCACAGAGAGUUCUCUUCAAAUUAAGAUGCGGCAUUAGAAUGCUUGGACCAGUCAAUCUUUCACACUUAUUUGAAAAUAUAGGAAGAAUUUAGCAGCUGCAAAUAUUCCCAGGCUAUUUUUAAUAGACAUAUUAACUUGUUAACAAAUUUCAGCCUCUGUCAUUUUUUUUUUGGUAAUUACCUAUAGGCUUAAAAGUCAUCCAUUGCUGUUCUAGUAUAAUUAGUAGUUCUGUCAUUGAAAGUUGAUUGUAAUUUUACUGUCUUAAAAUUAAAUACAUUUUCAAAAGGAAAACAUACUUUUUUAGAAACAUCUUAUAUUUACUAUUUCCUGAAAAAAAUCCAAGCAGUUAAGCUUUCUGGAUGGUAAAAAAGUACUUUCUAAAAGACAAGUGCUAUGACACCAUGUAUGAAUGUAAUUCUCUCAGUAAUUUACCUCUGACUAUUUGGUGUCUUAACACUUUGGUUUAUAUAAUCUCAGGGUUGUCUGCAAACCAAAACUGACAUAUUCUGUGGUUAGCUUUUGUUAUUAUUUUUAACAUAAUGCUUUGAUUUGGUUGUAUUUCUUUUUUCUUCUUUUGUCUUAUAUGGAUUAAUAACUAGUCUCCAUGAACUUCACUUGAAAGAGCCUGUAAAAGUUAGAAGAGUCUAAAAGUGCUCUUUGAAGUAGCAGCGCAUUGGGAGGAUAUGCUCUGUUAUUUAGAAAUAAAUCGUCCUUGCUAUUUUCUUACAUUUAGCUUUGCUAAAUUGUAUAUACAUUGAGCUAAGACCUUAGGAAAUUCACUUUCUGCAUGGUAAAAUGACCCAAUAAAUAUUCCCCUUUGCUUAAUAAUGUACAUAUAGUGCAUUAUUUUUUCUAUUUGUAGAUGAAUUUAAUGACAGAUAAUUGUCUGUUCCCUGCUGAAACUGAAGAAAUCUAGUUUUUUGUGAACCUUUUUGUGGUCUUAUGGAUACGGUACCUGAAGAUUUUUGCAGCAGUAUUAGAAGGUCAGUGGCUGCACUUUAUUAUCAGUGUAUUACUUUUUGACCAUGGUUGGACUAGACCUUUCAAGUAGAGUUGGAGGGUAUCAGACAGUGAAAAUGUGCUGUAACUAAGUAGCAUGUAAAUCAGUUGAUUGUAAAAUGUUUCACUGGGAACUUAUUUUAGCUAUAUUUUACUUCAGACGGAUUAUGAUAAAAUAAUCUACCUGUGCAUCAGUUAGUAGGUGCUGCAGGGUUUCUUACUAUUUACAUAAACAUUUUGUGCAGUCUUUGUUAUAAAUUUUCAGAGGACUACUCUUUACUUUGAAGGACUAUUUUUCAAUUAUACCUCAUUUAGCUAACGAGUAUUCUCAUACCUGGUAGAAAAACAGUGAGCCAGCCUUUAAGCAUCUAACAAAAUUUAGAUUGUUUUGUUUUGAACUGAAGACAUCAUUGGGAAAAGUAGGAAUUACUAGUUUAGAAUAGAGCAUACAUGUCAUAUCUAGUAGCUUAAAAAAUGUAUUAUCUCCCUGCCUCCAUUAAUAAAUUUAGCUGUGCAAUAUAGGUGCGUUUUUGCAGAAGUUUCUAAGUAAGAGAUUAUAACUCCAUUCUACAGGUUCUGAUGCUGUGAGUCUGUAUUAAGGCUUCUAAAGCUUUUCCUGUGAUCAGUAGGUGACACAUCUAAGCAGACGUUCUUUUCAAGUUCAUGACUUAGAUUCCUUUACAAAUUUAGUUGUCAGUCUUUAAAGAUGAGCUUCUAAGCUUAAAAAUUUAAAACCACGUUUCUUAUGUUGGUUUACUUACUGUAAAUUUUAAGCACUCAUUUCUGCAAUCAGGUUUCUUCGAUUUUUUUUUUUUUUUAACAGAAAAGACAUUCCUUUUCCCCUGUUACAUCCAAAGGGAGUGCAGGGGUAGGCAGAAAGGAAUGUCUAAAAAUGAAAUCCCUUGAUAUAGAGGGACCUAGACAGACAGGAUAUGCUAAAAGAAUUUCAAAUUCUAGCACAAUUUUAGAGUAGAAUCAGUCUUUUUUUUUUUAGACUAAUAAAAUUAAUGGCUGUCAUGUUCACUAUGAAAAAAUCUAAAUGGCUGAAAUGUAGAGAAAUAAAGAUUAGCAAACAAUUAUUUUAGGGAUAUUUUCAGAUUUUACUUCAUUUCUUGAAAUGCGUGUGCCAUAUGCAAUUGCAUUUCUUGUGCCAAUAAACUAAUAGAACUUACCUUUCUUACCUUUCUAAAAAAUGUGAAUUUAGUAGUUCAUUUCUGUGGCCUUACAGGUGGGUUUUACUUUUGUUUGCAGCUGACACUGCAGUUCCUCUCAUGCAAACUACCAUAAACUAUUUGAUGAAAAUCAUGCCCCUAAUGGAAGCUCUCUAGUUUUCCCUAUAAUUAUUCUACUGUACAAGUUUAAACAUAUUUUAUUUUUGCUCCAAUGGCUUAAUGUGAAAAGCUCCUGCAGAUAAGUGGACCCGUCACGUGGUUAAUCUUGUUUAAGCCAAUUCAUUAACUGUGUACUGAUACUGAUGCUGUGUUUUUUUUUACAUGGAUUUCAUUCCAGGUGAACUUUUUUUUUAUAAUAAUGUUCGUCUAAAAUAAAAACUACAUAAUGAAAAUGAAAAUA